Molecule: messenger RNA, 669 nt
Organism: Andrographis paniculata
Lineage: Eukaryota; Viridiplantae; Streptophyta; Magnoliopsida; Lamiales; Acanthaceae
Exons: 1
Coding region: 1-669 (222 amino acids)
Source: RefSeq, a predicted model, not a curated record
AUGGAAUUCUUUAGCAAAACCAAGGCGGUGAGACUGAAGAGCCAUAUGAACAAGUACCUCAUCGCCGAUGACGAUCAGAUAUCCAUACGGCAGAGUCGGAGCGGGGUCACCACAAACGCGUGGUGGUCAGUCGAGGUCGUCGACUCCAAUCCCCACGCCAUCAGACUAAAAGGUUGUCAUAACUGCCACCUAACCGCCUCCAGCGUUCCUUUUCUGCUAGGCAUGACCGGACUCAAAAUAUUCCAAACUUUACCAGAAAGCUACAGCAAGGAUCCGGCGACCGAGUGGCGACCAAUAAGAGAUGGUUUUCAGGUGAAAUUAAAAGCUCACCAAGGAACAUAUUUGAGAGCUAACGGCGGAACGCCGCCGUGGAGGAACUCGGUGACGCACGAUUGUCCGAUCGUUGGCGCAACUCAUAAUUAUUGUAUCGUCUGGGAAGUGGAAACCGUGGAGUUGCUGGAGAAUGAAGCAGUGACGGAUUUUACGUCGACUGCGUCAAGUUUUUCGCCAUUUCCCUGUGAGAUGUCAAGUCUAGAGUUCGAUUGUUUUGGAUCUCCGGUUUCCUUCAGGUCGUGGUUCGCCAUUUCGGUGUCCGCGUCAUCUCGGUGGCUGUCGACGGAGAAGGUACGAACGCUAAGAGAUUCAAUUUCACGAUAUCACAAGGCAUAG